CACCAUCCCACUUGGUUAUGAAAGCAGCAUGAGACCCACUAGAGACAAGGUCAAGUUGUAUGUUGGUUCAACACGCGGAGAAUUGUCAGUGGCGCUUAGCUAAACUUCGAAAGGUGUAACGUUAUGCCGCCAUGAGAACGAUUUGGUUUGUAACCGAUAAAUAAUAGACGAUUGAUUAUUCUAUUUCCUUUUUAUUGUGCCAUUUGCUCCAUUGAUUGCAAUCCGCUACAAAACAUCGCAAGUUGAGCUGCGAGUGAUAGCUUUCACUUGGGGGGUGGGGUGGGAUUGUCAGGAGCGGUCCGGAUGAGUUCGGAACAGUGUCUGGCUCUACAGCAGAAGGAGGUCAAGUCGGGAUCGGACGAACGUGUGCAAGGGGAGAUAAUAUCGAAAGAUCAAGGCGGAAUGGUAACCACAAAGGGAGCAGGUCUGAACCCCAAUGCCAAAGUCUGGCAGGAGAUCUCUGCGCCCCAGAGCCAAGUCCCAGAUGAGGGCAUAGAGGGCCCCUACUUGCUCCAGAUGACCCCUAACUCUGCUGAUGUCACUGAGGGUUACUCAGAGGUCCCUCCUACUGGGGCUAAGGGGUAUGGCAUGGGGUACUCGGACCCAUCCUUGGACAGCAGUGCCCCUGCACCCACAGAGGGGGUAUUGAACGGCAUGGACCCCCCUGAGCUGGGAUACCCUCUCUAUGACCCUGUGACUGGUUCAGCAGUGGAGGAAAAGCAGCCGCUCUUAGAGGUGAGCAUCAGAGAGUGUCUGAAGAAACAGAUGGAGUUCUGCUUCUCCAGAGAGAAUCUGUCCAAGGACUUGUACCUGAUGUCCCAGAUGGACAGUGACCAGUUUGUCCCCAUCUGGACCAUCGCCAGCAUGGAGGGCGUCAAGGUUCUCACCACUGACAUGGACCUGAUUCUGGAGGUGCUACGAGCCUCGCCCAUGGUGCAAGUUGACGAGAGUGGGAAAAAGGUUCGGCCCAACCACAAGCGCUGCAUCAUCAUUCUGAGGGAGGUGCCCGAGACCACACCGGUGGAGGAAGUGGAGACCCUCUUUAAGAAUGAAAACUGCCCUGAAGUGCUUAGUGUUGAAUUUGCGGCCAAUAACAACUGGUACAUCACGUUCCGGUCGGACACUGAUGCACAGCAGGCCCACAGAUAUCUAAGGGAAGAAGUGAAAACAUUUCAGGGAAAACCCAUCAUGGCUCGUAUCAAGGCCAUCAACACAUUCUUUGCAAAGAAUGGCUACCGUAGCGUACUGGACUCCAGUGUGUACAGCCAGCAGGGCCAGUCUCAGUCCCAGUACACCUCUACACACCACUAUAUGCAGCAGGUGUUCAGCCCCCAGCAGCAGUACCCUCUCUACCCCCUGGUGCCCCCCACCUGGAACCCAUCGCCUGCCCCUUAUUUCGAGACCCCACUGGCCCCGUUCCCCAACAGUGGCUUUGUGAAUGGCUUCAGCGCCCCUGGGAACUACAAGACUGGCACCUGUCCCCUGGGCCUCGGACGAUCGCCCUUCAACAGCAACCGUGUCCCCCUCUAUUCCAGAAAGUAUGUAAUCAAUGCCUUCAGGAACCAUGUGAAGAGCCAGCCCCAGCCAUGUGAUGAAACCCUACCUCCAUCUGUGACCCCCGUACCCCCCCUGGUGGAUGGCCUGUCUGGCCCCUCCAGCCCUCAGCCACCCCGCAUGACUGGGGCUCCCCUGGUUAGCACCCCUGAACCUGGCCCUGCUCUCACCUCUUACUGCCUCAGGGACACCCUCCCACUGGCUUCAGAGGGGAUGUCUAACGGAGACCUGGGCAUUGCUGGCAGAAGCAGGAGAGGCAGCUACCGAGGGAUGCGCAGAAGGAGAGAGGACGAGCGGCUCAUGAGGCCCAUCCCUCUGAGCGAGGUUAAGGUUCCACAGCCCAAGUUUGACUUGGCAACCUCCAACUUCCCUCCGUUGCCUGGGUGUACGGUCAGCAUGCAGGGAGAAGAGCCCGUGCUGGAGACGCGCAUGUCUGACGUGGUGCGGGGUGUUAAGGUGGUGACCAGUGACAAACCUGAGGUGAAUAAGGAGUCUGUGGCCCCUCCUGUUAGUACCCAGGAGGGAACUGGGAGCGUGCCCAGUCCUGUCAUGCCAGCCCUCAAACCCCCCACCCCUCUAGUUGUGCAGCCCCCUGUUCCAAGUGUUGCUCACCCGGUAGAGAAGCCUGAGCCUCAUGUCCAAAGGGAGGCUGCUAGAACCCCCACACCACCCUCUUCUUUGCCAACCCCAUCACAGCCCGCUGCUGCUACCAAACCCACCCCUAUCCCCACCAGCAGUCAGUCCAUCUCCACGACAACACCAGUCCCCGCUGCCCCCACUACCGCACCGGAGCCAAGGAAGCUGAGCUAUGCUGAGAUGUGCAAGCGGCCAGCCACCCAGCUCCCAGCCCCCAGCACCCCCAACCCUCCCAUCACCUCUGCCAGCCAACCCCUGCAGGAGCUUCGGGUCAACAAGGCGGACGAGCCUGCCGCCUCCAGCAGCAGCAAUGGCGAUAGGCCAGAGAAACCUGAGGGGUCUGGAGAAGGCCUGUCCCUUCGUGACCCCCUGGGCACAUACCGUUCGGGUAACGGCCCUUCCCGAUCCGGAGGGAUGGGCCUAAAGUACCGGGAUCAACAGCGUGGUGCCUCUAUGAGACGACGGAUCUCCCCCCACAGCUGGGCUAGAGGGAGUGGGAAGGAACAGAACAUUCCACCCCGGUCGCCGAAGUAGUUUAAACCACAACCAAUAGACUAAAAGGAAAACAAACAGAUCUAUGUUAAGACAGAAAUAUAUGAAUAUAUAUUAUUGGAUGAAAGAACAUGUGCGUUCUUAAUCUAGAAGACCCUCCUGGAGCUCAGUCGGACACACUGACCUUUGUUUGGGAAAACACUGAAAGCGGUAAUCAUUUUAAGUGGGGGUGAACAUGAGUGUCACAAAACAAACUGAAGGACUUGUUUGAAAGAACAGUGAGAUGCUGACAUGUGGCCUCACCUUGGUUAGCUUGAAGAAUGGGCCCUCCGCUAAAUCGAUGAAUUUUAUUUUUAUGUGAAAGUGGGGUUUGAGAGAGGGGGGACAAAUGUAUGGUAAGUAAAGCCUUGUAUCUCAAAAAUACCAGUAGUUGCAAAAUAAAAAACAACAGUUGAGCUGUUAGCAAAUCUAGUUUAUAUGCAACUAAGCAAAAGAUGUGGAUAUCCACCGAUAUGACAACUGAGUUGAUACUACUUCCUUAUAAAAAAUUAUAUUGAGGGAGGGGUUAGUAGGGUAUUGUUCAUUAACUGUGUGGAAAUGUGCUUUUAUGAAGGUUGGAAGCAAGAGAUGGCCACAUGGUUCAGGAGUUGUUCUGAGAGUUGGGAAGCCUGUCAAGUCAAGCUGCACAUUCAUUUAGGUGAAGAAACCGUCUUCGACAUGUCUGCUUUUAGUCUGGAAUUUAAAAAAAAAGCUUUAACCAGUGGGGAAAUGUGAA
Messenger RNA from Oncorhynchus mykiss (rainbow trout), 3457 nucleotides. Its product is annotated as la-related protein 4. NCBI's taxonomy places the organism in Eukaryota, Metazoa, Chordata, Actinopteri, Salmoniformes, Salmonidae. Gene Ontology annotation, biological process: positive regulation of translation. Gene Ontology annotation, molecular function: mRNA 3'-UTR binding. Gene Ontology annotation, cellular component: cytoplasmic stress granule; cytosol. The record is from RefSeq and is a predicted model, not a curated record.